Messenger RNA from Podospora bellae-mahoneyi, 1626 nucleotides. RefSeq lists its product as uncharacterized. The coding region runs from base 1 to 621 and encodes 206 amino acids. The record is from RefSeq and is a predicted model, not a curated record. Lineage: Eukaryota; Fungi; Ascomycota; Sordariomycetes; Sordariales; Podosporaceae. Gene Ontology annotation, biological process: regulation of protein localization; endosome organization. Gene Ontology annotation, cellular component: BLOC-1 complex; endosome. The transcript has 4 exons.
AUGUCCCACUAUUCAACCCCUUACUACCCCACCACAACCUCCAUCCCCAUCCCGCCCACCAAGUCAGCCUACCAAUCUCCCUACUCUCCAUACUACCCACCCGCCGAGGAGACAGGGACGUACUCCGUCUCGCCCCCUGAGCUCACAGAUGAUGGGCACAGUUUGGUGAGCACUGGUGGUGGUAGCUACUCUGUCGGUCCGUCGGGGUCGGUCUCCUCGGGGUCAGACUACUACUAUGGUGGUGGGUCUGGAGUUGGGGGGGAUGUUGCGGCGGGAAAUGUGGCGAAUGUGGAUUUGAACGAGUACAUGGCUGAGAGGUUCAGCGGGGGGGUGAUGGAUUCGGUCGGGGGGGUGAUGGAUGGAUGUACUGUGAGGCAGGCAAAGGCUUCUGGUCAUUUGAACGCCAAACACAGGGAACUGCUCGAGUUGCAGGCCAAAGCGCAGGCGAGGCUGGCAAAGACGAGGGCGAGGUUCGCGCAGGGGAUGGAGGAUGCGAGGGAGGUGAGGGAGGAUUUGGAGUGGACUCAGAGGAAGGUUGCGUCGCUCAAGACAAAAGCGUCAAAGAAGCACACAAAAGAGUACACCAAAGCUCGCGCUCGGUACCCAAGCCCAGAUUACUGAACCCUCCCCUUGAUUUUUUUUUUUUUUUCCAUUUUCUCAACCUUGUCCAAAAAAUUUGUCUUGUUCGUUGUUUUUCAUUUUGGUGGGUACAGCAAUUUCGAUGGGAUAUCCAAAUUUUAUUUUUUUCACAGGUGAGGGCAGAAGGCUGGAGGAAAAUCACAGCCUUGGGGAAGGAGUGAGGUUGAUAAUGGCAAGGCUCGCGGCAACACACACUCCACUGAUCUCUGUUUUGUAAAAGCAGCGAGUGGAGGUUAUAGGGCUGGGAUUGACAGGGGGGGCGUGUGGUGUGUGGAUGAUUCUGCAUUUUUGUUGCAUAUGUGCGGAUGGGGAUGGCGGGCGUUUUUUUUUUUUUUUUUCUUUCGGGGUUGAGUUUGGUUUCACGCCCCCUCCAUCACGCCGCCGCUACGGGCCGCGCCCACCCACCAUUCUUUUUCCCCUGGAAUUUCCCGACUGGGAGGUAGUGGGGGUGGUGAUUGGCGGGGGGAGAAAUAUGGGCUGUGGAUGUUGACAGGGGAGAUCUCACUGGGAUUGGGGAUGGCAAGAGAGUUCGGAGUGGGAAGAAUUGAUGGGUUUGCUGCUCACACCCCCCUCCUCUAGAGUACUGCAUGUCAGAGCGGCAUGGCGGGAGCAGGCGGAUGUGCUGUGCUGUGCUGUGCCCAGAGGGAGGUGUGGAUGAGAUCAGGCGUGAGGACCAGGGGGUACUGUUCGUUGGACCCGGCAGAUGGGUGCUCCGUGCCUUGCUUCUGGGAGUGGCCGGGCAGGUUUUUCCACGUGGACUGGGGGCUCAGCUGAGGAGACUGGUGGGGAGAGAUAGUCAUGGGCCUUCUCCGUUUUACCGUUUUAGGGCAGCGUUUAUAAGACGGGGUGAUGAUGGAGGUGACGGCAGCUGAACUUGUCUGUGGGUCGAAAACAAGGUCUGUGAGUAACGAGAGUUUUUUCCAUGUAGUUUCUUUUCUAGCUGGUUAGGCCGUAAUGAUACCUUUCGUUUUUGGUUACCCGUGAAAU